UUCCCACCUCUCACUCGAGGAAUAGAAGUUGUCAGCCAGGAACGGGACGGGGCAGUCUCCCACUCCAUUUCUUCAGCUAUAGGCCUGCACUAUCCCUCCUGUAUGGUGGAUAUUAUAUUCAAUUCUUCUUUCUUGGGUGAUAUGGGGGAUCAUUCCAAAAAGAAGUCUGGAAUCGCAAUGUGUGUGGGCUGUGGGAGUCAGAUCCACGACCAGUACAUCCUGCGGGUCGCCCCGGACCUGGAGUGGCAUGCUGCGUGUCUGAAGUGCGCGGAAUGCAGUCAGUACCUGGAUGAGACGUGCACUUGCUUCGUCCGAGAUGGCAAGACAUACUGCAAAAGAGAUUAUGUAAGCAGCGAUCUAGUGAUGAGAGCUCGUGACAACGUGUACCACAUGGAGUGUUUUAGGUGCUCCGUGUGCAGCAGGCAUCUCCUGCCGGGGGAUGAGUUCUCUCUGCGGGACGAGGAGCUGCUGUGUCGAGCUGAUCAUGGUUUACUGAUGGAACAGGCCUCAGCGGGAAGUCCCCUCAGUCCGGGAAUGAUUCACUCCAGGUCUCUUCAUAUUGCAGAUCCUGUGUCUGUUCGACAGCCUCCUCAUCGGAACCACGUCCACAAGCAGUCUGAGAAGACCACUCGGGUGCGAACAGUAUUAAACGAGAAGCAGCUUCAUACCCUUCGGACCUGUUACAAUGCCAACCCAAGACCAGACGCACUUAUGAAAGAACAAUUGGUUGAGAUGACCGGUCUUAGCCCAAGGGUCAUCAGAGUUUGGUUCCAGAACAAACGUUGUAAAGACAAGAAGAGAUCGAUAUUCAUGAAGCAACUUCAACAACAGCAUCACAGCGAUAAAACGAAUCUUCAGGGACUGACGGGUACGCCUCUGGUGGCAGGCAGUCCAAUUCGACACGACAACACGGUCCAAGGGAACCCAGUAGAGGUGCAGACUUACCAGCCCCCAUGGAAGGCCCUGAGCGAGUUCGCCUUGCAGAGUGAUCUGGACCAGCCCGCCUUCCAGCAGUUGGUGUCUUUUUCUGAAUCGGGCUCCAUGGGUAACUCCUCCGGCAGUGAUGUGACCUCCCUGUCGUCGCAGUUGCCGGACACACCGAACAGCAUGGUAGCGAGUCCGGUGGACACGUGAGACCAGCCCAACAGGUCGCUUCGAACCCCAGCAUGCUCCCGCGUGUCCUGCAUGAGAACUGGCCAGCUCACAGCAUGGAUAGGAAAAUGAUUUUUUAUCUUACCUACAAUGUCGUUGGAAUUGUCUACGAGGAUACCAUUUUUUUUCACGGAUGGACCUGUCCACAGCAUUGUUCAGGAUCAGAUGAAUUUCAAGGUACCAGUGUGCGAACCAAGGCCUAUAACUAGCCUUGCAGCCUUGAGCCUCGGAUCCUACAUGGUUGGACAUACGUGAGGAUUAUAUCUACACUUUAUUAUGAGCCGCUAACUUAUAAUGAACAUAUCAGAACGUUAUCCAUAGUGGCCAACACGGUCAUCAUUGUAGUUUCAUCUAAAUUUCCUAUGCUGGGUUGGGAUCAUAUGGAGCCCCAUGUCUGUAUAGAAGUGCAUGAUUUCUAGAGAUUAUGAAUAUCAAGUCUUGUAAAAUAUUGUAAUUAAGUGGAUGAGAGAAAUUGUUUGAGCCGUUUAAGAAAAAGUAAGUUAUUAUUUAUUGUGAGGAAAGACAGGUAAUCUUAAUAAACCCAUAUUAAUUGUUUCAUGUUUAAUGAACUGCAUGCGAAAUCUCUGCAGUAAUUCAUUAAAAUAUUGACCGAAAUUUCAAUUGACAAAAUAAAUCACUUUAUGUAUUUAUGAAACGGCUAUUUCAGCACUUUAUGGUAGGUUUAGGCCUAAUUUAAAUUGUCACUUUUAGGAUGAAAAACGUCUGAGAUUUAUAAUAGGCCAAUAUAAUCUCAAAUUAAUUUCGAAACACUCAAAAUAAAUGAUUUGAUGUCAGUUUAGAGGACACUAUUUCCGAAAAUGGCUAGGGUUGUUAGACCAAACCAAUUUGUAGGCUUGUCAAUUUAAUUGUAUUGGCUAUUCAAAAUGGAUAAAGGAGCAGCCUCAUAGCGGGUCAAAUUCAAGCAUUUGCGGCCUGUUAAUCACUACCGAGGACAAAUUGUUCAUUGAAUGGGCCUCCACAUAUGGAUUUGCGAUGUGAUCAUUCCAGUUUCACUUGUAAAGUCACAAGUCUAGACAGAAGACAGGGCCAGGCGGCUCUUUAUCUAUGCUUGGCAUCACCUGCAAACGAUACAUUGAACGGAACCACAACAAACCCACUUCUCUGUCGCUGGAGUCAGUGCUAAAGGGGACUCUCACCCUGAUAACGCUUUCUGGAGUGUCUUGGGUUUAUUUUCAUUUCAGCCGGAAUCCCGGAUAGGAAUAGCCUCUGGACAUGGGGUACGUCAAGCUUGCCUACGACUGACAUAUUGCCAACUAGACAUCAACAAUGUAUUGUCGAGGAUGAACUUUCUGAACAGAGGAUGCAAUAGCAGUCUAAUCUAUUUAUCACGACAUGAAACAGCAAUUGACGUCUGGCAUCAAAUCAAAAAGCCAUUAGGUCUAUACUCUAUCUUGCUAUGUCAAUUAUGUCAAUAAUUGCUAUGCAUCCAGUAGCCUACUGACCAAUAAAUCCAGGUUU
This is a messenger RNA of Oncorhynchus mykiss (rainbow trout), 2631 nucleotides long. RefSeq names its product ISL LIM homeobox 2a (gene isl2a). Gene Ontology annotation, biological process: axonogenesis; neuron fate specification; positive regulation of transcription by RNA polymerase II. NCBI's taxonomy places the organism in Eukaryota, Metazoa, Chordata, Actinopteri, Salmoniformes, Salmonidae. The record is from RefSeq and is a predicted model, not a curated record. Gene Ontology annotation, molecular function: DNA-binding transcription factor activity, RNA polymerase II-specific; cis-regulatory region sequence-specific DNA binding. Gene Ontology annotation, cellular component: nucleus.